GCGCAUAAGAAGAGAGAUUGUGAAGGGUUGGAAACUUAAAUAAGAAAUGGUGUGAAGAAAGAGAGGGAGAGGGAGAGAUGGAAAAUGAAGUGGAGAUGGGUGGGCCAGAGUCCCACGAUGAACAUCAAAUUGAGGAUUUGAAUCAACGGUUGGAACAGAUGAUGGAGGAGAAACCCAAGGCCCACAAUGACAUGCCUUCUGUACAAGAUCCUGCUGCUGCUGCUGCAGCUGCCGCACAGGCAAGCAGGGAGGAGGUAGAUUCUCGAUCAGUGUUUGUUGGUAAUGUGGAUUAUUCUUGUACCCCUGAAGAAGUGCAGCAGCAUUUCCAGGCAUGCGGGACAGUGAAUAGAGUCACUAUCCGAUCCAACAAGUAUGGCCAGCCAAAAGGUUAUGCUUAUGUUGAAUUUCUUGAAACAGAGGCUGUUCAAGAGGCACUCCUCCUGAAUGAAUCUGAGCUACACGGCCGCCAGUUGAAGGUAUCAGCAAAGCGAACCAACGUCCCUGGGUUGAAGCAGUUUCGUCCACGACGAGUAGGCUUCCGCUCAAGGAGCACACAUAUGCCUCCUUAUCUCUGCCCCUAUGGAUACGGGUAUGUUUCUCUUAUCCUUCCCACUUUGAUUAUCAAUCAAAGACGACACUUCCACCGGUAUUUUUCUUGGCUCACCUGUAAAACCCAGAUGGUUAAGACUAUUAUGGAUUACUCUACCAUUUCAGGAAGGUUCCCAGGUUCAGGAUGCCCAUGCGGUACAACCCGUACUACUGAAGCUUCAGUUUUGGUCAUUAAGUUUGAUUAGUAGAUGAUAAAUGGAAUGGAUGUAUCCGAAAAAUCUCCUCUCCAUCCACCUUUCUUCAUCUGGAUGAUCAUCGUUUGGGGGAGACCAGUUUGAAGGAUAUUUCUGGUUAGGCUGAAUUAAACUUUGAGAUCUGGGUAUGUAGUUGAGAUUGAUGGUGAAACAGUGUAGUUAUGUUGCAUUCUAAUCUACCUUUUUGUUUGAUGCUUCCUUUGAAGCGUUCCCUUUGUACAAAUGACUCUAUUGUGGGGAAAGCAGCUUCCUUUUUA
Messenger RNA from Vitis vinifera (wine grape), 1060 nucleotides. RefSeq names its product polyadenylate-binding protein 2. Lineage: Eukaryota; Viridiplantae; Streptophyta; Magnoliopsida; Vitales; Vitaceae. The record is from RefSeq and is a predicted model, not a curated record. Bases 78 to 794 code for a protein of 238 amino acids. The transcript is spliced from 5 exons. Gene Ontology annotation, molecular function: RNA binding.